GUCAAGUGUUGACAUGGGGCUGGAAGGUGGCUCAAAAAGAGGCAAAAACAGCAGAUUGUAACAGAAAAACUCGCCAAGAUCUUCAUCCCCUCCCAGUGGAGUCUUCAGAUAUCCCACCGCCGUUCUGUCAAGUUUCUGCCCUGGAUGACCUCUUUUGAACAUUACCCCAUCUUGUUUACUUGAACCUGUUGAAGCUCAGCCCCACAUAAAUCAGGAUCAACACUACGCUGAUGGGAUUUCUAAACAAAUCAGGGGCUGCUGUAAAGCUUUAGGACAAUCAACAACAUCCUGAGAAAUUGUCAGAAUCUGUGCAGAAAUUCCGAUCAGCUAAAACUAAUUCACAACAGAAGAGGAUUAAGCAAUACCCAUAUAUCAUUUACAUCGAAUAGACUCUAAUACGCCUUGUUUUUAUUACUGCAUCAUUCAACCAUGGAGAGUCUAUACAUAGUUGUGUUUUUAUGGAGUUUGAUGAUGGUCCCUUCUAUCAGGGGCCAGGUCAAAAACACUCAUACACUGGAUAUCAAGAUGCCAGGAGCUAGGCCAGCAUAUUCUGAUCAUUACCUGUGUACUACAGUUCCAGUGAACAAAGGCUAUGUAGUUGGUUACAAGGCCUUGGCAGAAGCCUCAACAGCCCACCACAUAUUGCUGUACGCCUGCUCAUUACCGUACAAAUAUAAUGGAGUCUGGGAAUGCGGGUCCAUCUGCAAUGGAGAAAGAGGGAUCAUGUUUGCUUGGGCCAAGAAUGCUCCUCCGCUUCAUCUACCUGAAGAUGUGGGUUAUCAGCUUGGAGAUGAUGUGAAUGUGAACUAUGUUGUUAUGCAGAUUCACUAUGCCCAUGCUAUUGCUGCUGAUGAACAGGCAGACUACUCAGGGAUACAGCUGGAAAUCUCACAACAGCGACAAAAAUAUAUAGCUGGGAUAUUUUUGAUGAUGUCAAUGCGGUCCAUCCCUCCCAAUACCCCAGUGGUUCAUUUGGAUGUAUCCUGUAAAUUUGAAGGCCCAUCUGCCAUUUAUCCAUUUGGAUACAGGACACAUGCCCAUGCUCUGAGUCGAGUCAUUACAGGAUAUCAGAUCAAUGACACCUGGCAUGAAAUAGGCAAGGGAAAUCCACAGUGGCCUCAGGCGUUUUACCCAACUAAGGACAAAAUUGUGAUAAAACCUGGAGAUAAACUGGCGGCACGUUGCACUUAUAAUUCAACUGGAGUAGGGCAUACAGUAUACAUGGGUUCGACAGCUAAUGAUGAAAUGUGUAACUUUUACAUCAUGUACUACACGGAUUCAACAUCAGGGAUGACCAGCGGGAUGUGUUCGCGGAACAAUCUGCCAUCCCUGGUUAAGCAGAUUCCUGCUGACUCUGACAAGUCUCUGCCCCCAAACCCUGUCAUGGACGAGAUAGCCAAGGGCCACCACCACCACCAUGGGAUGACUGGCGGGCACGACCAUCCCUCAGGGGGGAGAGAGGGCGGCACCCAGUUGACACCUGGUCCCCCUGCGUCAGAGGAUCUGACAGCCAUGGUCCCUGCUCCAGACUGGCCAGAACAUGACAUUAUCAUUGGACAGGUCGGAGGCGUAGCCACGGACAAAGACGGAAAUCUCUAUGUCUUUCAUCGCGGGAAGAGAAUCUGGGCGGGAGGUUCUUUCAACGUGGUCAAUAGAUUCUUGCAUCAAAACGAUCCGAUCAAGGAUAAUACUUUGGUGAAGAUGGACAGAGCUGGCCGAGUGCUGAGGCAAUGGGGAGCUGGACAAUUUUACAUGCCCCAUGGGAUAACAGUGGACAGUUCUGGUAACAUCUGGCUUACUGAUGUCGCUCUCCAUCAGGUAUUUCGUUAUCCUCCUGGGAGUGACAAGCCUGACUUGGUGUUGGGAGAGAGGUUUGUUCCUGGUCACGAUGACACACACUUCUGUAAGCCAGCAGAUGUGGCUGUCCUGUCCACUGGAGAAUUCUUCGUGGCUGAUGGCUACUGCAAUGCGAGGAUAAUAAAGUAUUCUAAAGAUGGCCAAUUCCUGAAUUCCUGGGGCAGCACAAGCCUGGGGGAGCCAGCUCAAAAUGAUGGCUAUCCACCCACCAACACAUUCAACAUUGUACACAGUAUCACAGUGGCAGAGGAGAAAAACCUGUUGUGUGCCAGUGACCGGGAAAAUGGAAGAAUACAGUGUUAUGACCUGGAAGGAAACUUCCAGAAGCAAAUCACCAGUCCUCGAUUUGGAGGCCAAGUCUUUGGUGUGGCAUACUGUCCGAAAGAAGGGGGAAUGCUGUUUGCAGUGAAUGGACAGAGCCCAUACCACAAACCAUUAGCUAAUGGAGAGAGAAUCAAGUCUCAGGGCUUCAGUAUUGACCUUAGUUCAGGGGAGAUCACUGGUACUUGGCAACCCUCCAAUGAUAAGAAGGAGUUUUCCUUUCCCCACACUUUGGCCGUUUAUGGAGAACAAGAAGAGGUAUAUGUGGGAGAGAUAGGUCCAAAUAUUGUCUGGAAGUUCAUCAAGGCCUCUACGCUACAAAAUAAGCAUGACAAAGCAGGUUUAGGUGAUCACGAGACAAUGAAGAAGGGAGGUGUUCAUGUGCAUGAGAAUGAAGGACACGAGGAGUCAACAGUGUCUGGUAAACCACAGCCAGAUGAAGAAGAGGAGAACUCCAAGGCCUCCAUCAUCAUCGGGGUACUCCUCAUAGUGCCCAUUGCCCUAAUGAUUGUCAUCACAGUGCUCGCAAGGCUUCAUUCCAAAGGAAAGCUGAGGUGCUGUGCAUUUGGAAAAGGCAAAAAGCCAGUUUUCAACUAUUUUACAUCACACAAAGGUUUUGACCCGCUGAGCACAGAAGACAGUGACCAUGAAGUUGAUCCCUUGAAUGACUCAGAUGGUGAAGAUUAUAGUACCACACCCAAGGCUUAGCCAAUAGCUUAUAGGAAUCUUAAACAAAUCUCAGUUUUUUUGUUUAUUUUCUUCCUGAAUGAGGCAAGCAAACAAUUGGUACUGGAGGCAAAGCCUUCAUGCAAGACUGUUAUCAAUAUCUGAGAGACCAUCUGUGAAUUUGUUUACUUUCAUACUGUGAUACAUGUAUGGAGAUAUUCAUGUCAGUCUUAAAUGAAGGACAGCCACGAAAUCCCACAGAGAUGAAGUCAUUUAAUGAUGAUCAUGACUGAAAGUUUAUGUAACUUUUGUUUUAGAUCUUAAUUUUAGCUGGCUUUUGGGCAGGGAAGCAUUUGUAACUUAGUAAUCUCAUAUCAUUCAGAUACUUGUUUUUGGAAUUACAUGUUCAUAUACAUGUAUAAAUAGUGUCGGGUUUUCAUCUUUAGCCUCUGUUUAAUAGCCAUGCUUUGAAAAUUGUUGCAGUGGAGUUUUUUUUGUAUUGUGUCAUAUGGUUGUUUUUAGUUGUUAUUGGUUUGUUACUUUGUAUGUGUGUUUUUUUCAUAAUGGUUUGUACCAUUCAUUCCUGAACAGAGAAACAUGCUCUUUCAGAAGAACUGUUACCUAAGUUUAUCUUUUGGUAUGGGCUAUUUUUGUAAUACAUACAAUUCACUUUUCAAGGAUUUACCUCCCUUGACAAUUGGUUAUCAGUUCAAUUAUCAAGGCUGUUAGCAUUUUGGAAGUACCACUGUGAUUGAAUUUAAGCAGCCACAGUGAUUGUAACUAAUUUACUAACUGUAACUAAUUUUCCUGUAAAAUUUCUUGUAAGUUUUGCAGUUCGCUUAUUUGCAUUUGGAAACUGACAAAGUAAACAGCAACAUUUCAUAUAUGCUUGCACACUGAAUUAAGAGACAGCGACAGCCUUUAAUUCCUUGAAAAGGUAGUCACCUAUGUAUUACUAAAAUCAGAAUGUAGCUUGAGGACAUCAGGAAACAAAAUGCAGUCCUUUACAUAUAUAUACAGCAGUCAAUAAUAUACAGGUCUUGUUUUAAUCCAAGCGCAAUCCUGUUUAGAACGUAGUACAUGUAUAUAUAAGACUUGUUUUAAUACAUCUGUCAUGUGGGCAUCUCAUGUCGUGUAAAUACAAUAGCGUCCGUAUCAUUACUUAGGAAUUAUUAUAAUUCACUGGUGAAAUAAACUGAUCAGUGUACAUGUACAGACGAAGACCAAGAAUAUUUUGAAAUCAAAGAAUGUUUUGUGUGAAAGGAGGUCAAAAUGUUGUGAUAGCUUGUAAAAUUACCUAGAAUGACCUCUGUGUUUACGCAUCCACCGGAAACGUAAGUGAACUUGAGCUCCGUAAUAGUCUCUGGAAUUCUUCAGUUCCAGAUUUUACAUUUUAACAUAUUAUUAAAGUCUUAUUAAGUCCUUUAAGUAGAUGUCUGUAACUUUCAAGUUUAAAUAGUAAUAACAAAUACUGACACAACUUUAAACUAGGGAUUUUGCAGGAAGGCAAACAAAAUAGCACUUUUUUUGAAGCAUCAGGUAGUUGACUGUGAUCAUUUUUACAGAUUUUCAUCAAACACGGCAAUUUCCCAUCAUACCUCAGUCAUAAUAGUGUACUGUCUGUGCUACAGCGAGUGCAUCACAUCCAGUCAUUUAAGUUCUGUAAGCUUCUUGAGAUUUGCAGAUAUCUACAACUUGGAUUUUUGAGUGUUAGUACAUAUAAUGCGUUGUACCUGAUCUCUGUAGGCACAUCUAGCCUGUAAAACUGCAUGCAUAGCAAAUAGUCUUAUCUGUUCUGAAAACAAUAGAAUAUGUAAAGGUGUAAAAACAAUUUUUUUUUAGAUGCGAAGCAUGUAAUACUAUGGUCUUUUCAGGUAAUUAUACUAUUUUAAUUGGUAUUUGAGUUGUUAUGUAGCAUGUUGUUUAAGUGUCAAAUGUUUAAUUAAAACUGCUUGGGACAUUUUGACUUGUCCCCUAUAAGUGACAAGAGGGAAACCAUUCCUUAACUUCCUGUGCUGCAUAUAUUACAUUGUUUUACAACUGUGUGAAAGCUAACUGUGGCCCUACAGAAGGAUAACUGAGGCCCUACAGAAGGAUAACUCUGGCCCUACAGACUAACUCUGGCCCUGCAGAAAUCAAUAAAUGUGGCCCUACAGAAGACUAACUGUGGCCCUACAGAAGACUAACUCUGGCCCUCAGAAGGCUAACUUUGGCCCUACAGAAAACUAACUCUGGCCUUACAGAAGGAUAACUGUGGCCCUACAUAAGGCUAACUAUGGCCCUACAGAAGGCUGUGGCCCUAUAGAAAUCUAUUAAAUGUGGCCUUACGGAAGGCUAACUGUGGCCCUACAGAAGACUAACUGUAGACCUACAGAAGGCUAACUGUGGCCCUACAGAAGGCUAUUUUAAACUAUGGCCCUACAGAAGGCUAUUUUAAACUAUGGCCCUACAGAAGGCUAUUGUUCAUUCCACAGAAGGCAAUUUUAAACUGUGGCCUUACAUAGAAGGCUACCCUACAGAAAGCAGUGGGUCUUAAAGAAAGUGCACAAAGCCUGCUUGUAAAGGGAGAGUAACAUGCAUUUCCUCAACAUUCAUUAUCUGGUUGCUGUUCUGUUCUUUGUGUGUACAUGUUUAUAUAAAUGUUUAAAGCUCUCAAGCAGUAAAUGUUUUACACUACUAAUAAACUGGAGGUACAUAUACAUGUGUUAUACAGAGCUUCCUUCUCUCUGCCUCUCUCUCCAUCAGCUGUUGUGUUCUUAAAUGAAAAAUACCUGUAUUUUGUUCAUCUCUCAUCCUUAUACUGAAAGAACUCAAUGUUGACAUAUCUGAUCUUUCCUGUUGUCUGAUAAUUUUUUUUUUAUUAUUUUCUCUUUUUUUAAGGAAACUUGCUCAUUUCUACAUCAAAUUUCCUAACUUUGUAUGCAAAUUAUACUAUAGAUUACUUGUUAGACAUGUACAUACAUGUAUAUGGAUAUGAAAAUGUAUUUGAACAGAACAUCUGAACAAAACAGAAUUUUUUACACUUUUGUCUUUUUAUAUUUGAUUAUUAAAAUUCAAGAUAUAUUUAAAAUGCUGACAAAUCUAACUGGGCUGCUCCCUAACAAGUUACAAGUUUUAACAUCAGAGUAUCUUUUUUACAGCUAUUGUUGGAAAUCCAGAGCUGAUCUCUGUGUGAAAGGGACCAUGUUUUUACAAGAAUCAUUGUAUAGAAAAAACUCUGAUUAUCAGUUUUACUGUAGAUGUUACUGUCUUGUGGGCCCAGGUUAUUCAAAAGUGUACUACUGCUUGAAUAGUAUGACUCUUAUCUCCUUGGAGCAGGCCAGCUCUCAGGCCACACCAAUUCAUUAAUUAAAGUUGUUUUUUUACGGGCAAAAUAAUUUUUUUUUAAUGUCAGAGAAUUGUAUGAAACUUUGAAAAAUCAUCUUUUUUUAGACUAUCCUAGCCAUUUUUCCUGCUGAAAACACUUUUACAUCAUCAAAAACAUUAAGCCUUCAAAACAUUAAGAUGUGACCAAAAAAUGGUGGAUUUUCGGCUUUCUUUUUAUUUCAUUUUUGGCUCGUAAAUCUCAAAGUAAAAUUGGUGUCGCCUAAUGCGGACAUUAUUUGUGGUGCUGACUCACUUAAAUAUCGUGCUUAAGUCUCCGGACAUGCCCAUCUCUUAUACAGGGGGCCAACUUUUAGAUAGGUACCAAAACUGCCAAAUUUGAACUUCUAUGCCUGACCUGCAUUGGGAUUGACCUCAUAGUCACCAACUCAAAACUCCUAAUCUCCAGGUCAUUCAGAAAUUAAUCGAAUAAUAAAAAGGUUAAACUUGCAAAGUUUUAUGAUGGAAGUUGUCGAUUAAAUGUUCCAAGGAUUGAUACAUUUUUGAAUAACCAACUAUGCCCACUAUGCUCAUAUUUUGCUGAGACCAAUAACAAUCUGCUUUUUAGCUUUUUAUACAAUGUAUGUUAGGUGAUAUUACUGCACACAAAUCUGACAGUAGGUAUUUGGGUGAUAGAUCUGCAUCAUUUUGCCCCUGAUACGGUUUUGGACUUCUAUUGUUGGAUUAAAUAAGUCGUAUAUGUUUGAUAUUAAAAGCUUAAAAUAUGUUUUAGAUUCAGAAAUAUUCUGCUUAUAGCAUGAGAAUAACUAAAUUCUUGA
Messenger RNA from Liolophura sinensis, 6986 nucleotides. Its product is annotated as peptidylglycine alpha-amidating monooxygenase-like. Gene Ontology annotation, biological process: peptide metabolic process. The coding region runs from base 430 to 2886 and encodes 818 amino acids. The transcript is spliced from 24 exons. The record is from RefSeq and is a predicted model, not a curated record. Gene Ontology annotation, cellular component: extracellular region; membrane. Gene Ontology annotation, molecular function: protein binding; copper ion binding; oxidoreductase activity, acting on paired donors, with incorporation or reduction of molecular oxygen, reduced ascorbate as one donor, and incorporation of one atom of oxygen. NCBI's taxonomy places the organism in Eukaryota, Metazoa, Mollusca, Polyplacophora, Chitonida, Chitonidae.